Molecule: messenger RNA, 842 nt
Organism: Cuculus canorus (common cuckoo)
Lineage: Eukaryota; Metazoa; Chordata; Aves; Cuculiformes; Cuculidae
Gene: MZB1
Product: marginal zone B and B1 cell specific protein
Exons: 4
Coding region: 32-601 (189 amino acids)
Biological process (GO): regulation of B cell proliferation
Cellular component (GO): extracellular region; endoplasmic reticulum chaperone complex
Source: RefSeq, a predicted model, not a curated record
CCCGCUCCUCCGACCCGGCACUCGUGGCAGGAUGCAGCCGGUGCUGGCGGCGUGGCUGGCGCUCAGCUUGCUGGCGGGGACGGGGGCUGAGGACACGUGCGGGAACCCCUCCAUCUCCAUCCCCGCGCCCCAGCUCAGCUCCGAGGAGCGGCUCUCGCCCCACAUGCCCGAAUCCCUGCGCUGCGACGCCUGUCGAGCCAUCGCCUUCCAGAUUGAGGAGCAGCUGCACAGGGCAGAGGGGAAGGUGGGCAAGAAGGCGCUGAGCGAGUCUGACUACACGGAGGUGCUGGAGAGGAGCUGCUCACAGGGCUGGGAAAGCUACGGGGUGCAGGAGCUGGACGGGGAGAAGCGGCUGGCGGGGCCGGGGCUGCCGAGACAGGAGCCCAUGACCGUGAUGGUGACGGGGGGACCUUGGCCAAGCCGGUUGGCCAAGAUGUGCCACGGCUACGUGGGCGAGCGGGGAGAGGCGCAGAUCUACGGGGCGCAUCGUCAGGGCGCGGCCGCGCUGCGGGAGCUGCUGUGCCAUGGCGAGAAGGGAGCCUGCGCCGGCGGCAAGGCCGGGGGAACAGCCCCCCGCAAGGCGACACAGAACGAGCUGUAGCCCUGGCACAGUUAAUGCUUAAUGCCCCGGUGACCUUCGGAGCCGACUUCGUCCCCAACGAGAGCCGACACACACCUUCCCGGCAUGGCACAAUGCUGGCAUUGCCACCAUCCCUCGAUGCUCAACCUGACCGUGCCAGGACGACGGCGGCGGCAGCCGGGACCCCCCGCAAGCCGGGAAUUACUCUGUAACCCACUGGUUCUAAUGUUCUACCAACACGGUGCCGGCGGUGGGAGCGUCC